AUAUAACUCACAAACCCUUCUUCAAUGAUAUUACAUACAUUUAAAUCCACACUAGCAACAAAACUUUAUAAAGCUUUAGAUUGGAUCAUUUAGUAUCCCCUCUUCAACAAUUGCCGGAGCUUGCUUGCACACUGAAAUAUAUACACACGUGAUAUGUUAUAGCUUUUUCAGGCACAAUAUUUUAUAGGAUUCUGAGCAAUAAUUGAUUCCUCUUGGGAAAAAGAGUCUUGAUCAGGAUGGGUUUGAAUGAUAUAGGAGCAAAGUUGCCACCAGGGUUUAGAUUCUACCCAAGUGAUGAAGAGUUGGUGUGCCACUAUCUUUACAAGAAGAUUGCAAAUGAAGAUGUGUUAAAGGGUACUCUUAUGGAUAUUGAUCUUCAUAUUUGUGAGCCAUGGCAACUUCCUGAGGUGGCGAAACUCAAUUCAAGUGAGUGGUAUUUCUUCAGUUUCCGUGAUCGCAAGUAUGCAACAGGAUUUCGGACCAACAGGGCCACGAAAACCGGAUACUGGAAGGCUACUGGGAAAGAUAGAACAGUUGUUGAUCCGAACACUGGUGCCCUCGCAGGGAUGAGAAAGACUUUAGUGUUUUACAAAAACCGAGCUCCGAAUGGGAUUAAAACUGGUUGGAUCAUGCACGAGUUUCGUCUAGAAAACCCUCAUAUUCCUCCCAAGGAAGAUUGGGUGUUAUGUAGAGUAUUUUACAAAGCAAAAGGAGAGAAUAGCCAUGAAUUUAACUCACAAAAUGAUACAACUCAUGUUACUUCACCAAGUACAGACUCAUACUCGCUUCAUACAAACAACGUUGGACCACAGUUGUGUGGUUGCUACCAUCAAAUCACCAACAACUCCUCCUACCAAACUACACCUAUCUGCGACCACCCUCACCAAAUUGAUUAUAACAACCUUGAUUUAUCACAAUUGUGUUAUAACACCGCCACCGGCCUGGAGGAAUCAGCAAACCAAACGUCGGUAUACUCAAACAGCAAGUGUCAAGAUCAUGAAUCUGGUUUGUUUUCUGAUUUUGGUUUCGAUUUUAGCAUCCCUUCCCCUGUGGAUUUUGUCAAUGGUGAUAACGAGGACAAUGGCAUAGUGUUCUUCUAGUUGUACUUGAUUAUGUUAAUCAAGUAUAUUUGGUAUAGAAAAAAACAUUGAAGAUUGCCCAUUUGAUAUUUGGUGAUACAUAUUGUGUUUGCUUUUCGAGUUAAAGCUUAUGUCUUGUUGUAUAUUCCUGGUAUACAUGUAAGAGUGGGUUUGUAAUUAUUGUUCAUUGUACUUAUAAUAUAUACAUAAUGAACUUUAUAUGUUGAUCUAA
Molecule: messenger RNA, 1311 nt
Organism: Helianthus annuus (common sunflower)
Lineage: Eukaryota; Viridiplantae; Streptophyta; Magnoliopsida; Asterales; Asteraceae
Product: protein CUP-SHAPED COTYLEDON 3
Exons: 3
Coding region: 237-1100 (287 amino acids)
Biological process (GO): regulation of DNA-templated transcription
Molecular function (GO): DNA binding
Source: RefSeq, a predicted model, not a curated record